AUGGGGGCCGAGGCGGCGGGGAGCGGGCGGGCGCUGCGGGAGCUGGUGCGCGAGGCCGAGGUCAGCCUGCUCGAGUGCAAGGUGUGCUUCGAGAGGUUCGGCCACCGCCAGCAGCGGCGCCCGCGCAACCUGCCCUGCGGCCACGUGGUGUGCCUGGCCUGCGUGGCGGCCCUGGCGCACCCGCGGACGCUGGCCCUGGAGUGCCCCUUCUGCCGCCGGGCCUGCCGCGGCUGCGACACCAGCGACUGCCUGCCGGUGCUUCACCUCCUGGAGCUCCUGGGCUCGGCGCUGCGCCCAGCCCCCGCCGCCCCCCGCGCCGCCCGCGCCGCCCCCUGCGCCCCGGGCGCCCUCGCCUGCCACCACGCGUUCGGAGGCUGGGGGACCCUGGUCAACCCCACGGGGCUGGCGCUGUGCCCCAAGACCGGGCGGGUCGUGGUGGUGCACGACGGCAGGAGGCGGGUCAAGAUCUUUGACUCCGGGGGAGGAUGCGCCCAUCAGUUUGGAGAGAAGGGGGAGGCUGCCCAGGACAUUAGGUACCCCCUGGACGUCGCCGUCACCAACGACUGCCACGUGGUUGUCACCGACGCCGGCGACCGCUCCAUCAAAGUGUUUGAUUUCUUUGGCCAGAUCAAGCUCGUCAUUGGAGACCAGUUUUCCUUACCUUGGGGCGUGGAGACCACCCCUCAGAAUGGGGUCGUGGUAACUGACGCCGAGGCAGGGUCGCUGCACCUGCUGGAAGUCGACUUUGCAGAAGGAGCCCUCCAGAGGACUGAAAAGCUGCAAGGUCAUCUGUGCAGCCCGCGAGGGGUGGCCGUGUCCUGGCUCACUGGGGCCAUUGCGGUCCUGGAGCACCCUCCGGGGCUGGGGGCUGGGGCGGGCAGCACCGCCGUGAAGGUGUUCAGCCCAACUAUGCAGCUGAUCGGCCAGGUGGAUACCUUUGGGCUCAGCCUCUUUUUCCCCUCUAGAAUAACUGCCUCCGCCGUGACCUUUGAUCACCAGGGGAAUGUGAUUGUUGCAGAUACUUCUAGUCAGGCCGUCCUAUGCUUGGGACAGCCUGAGGAAUUUCCAGUCCUGAAGCCCAUCAUCACCCAUGGUCUUUCCCAUCCUGUGGCACUGACCUUCACCAAGGAGAAUUCUCUUCUUGUGCUGGACAGUGCAGCCCAUUCCGUAAAAGUCUACAAGGCUGACUGGGGGUAA
Canis lupus familiaris (dog) is the source of this 1197-nucleotide messenger RNA. It is a transcript of the gene NHLRC1, whose product is annotated as NHL repeat containing E3 ubiquitin protein ligase 1. Gene Ontology annotation, biological process: proteasome-mediated ubiquitin-dependent protein catabolic process; negative regulation of translation; protein polyubiquitination. Gene Ontology annotation, molecular function: protein binding; translation repressor activity; ubiquitin protein ligase activity. NCBI's taxonomy places the organism in Eukaryota, Metazoa, Chordata, Mammalia, Carnivora, Canidae. The record is from RefSeq and is marked provisional.